AUGGUCACGGAGGGCAAUGCUGUGUGGAGUAGAUGGAGGCCUUUGGGGAUGGGGUUCGCAUUGGCUGCUCUUAGUUACGUAUCGCAGCAUCUAUUCCGGAAUAUCGCGGCUCAGCUGCAGAACACUCCGCGACAGCGGAAGGAAGGUGGGCCGGGGGAAAUGAAGAAAUUGGAGAAGUUCGUGAGGAAAGGAUUCGAGGUGACUGAGCAUAACUUCACGAGUAGCUUCGGCAAGAAACGGAAAGACACCAGCACUGCAUGUGUUGUGGUGUUCUAUGGACCUAACCUCGAGGGGGAGCUGAGCUUGAUGACGGCGCACCUGGGGGACACUCGGGCGGUUCUGUGUCGUGGUGGGAAGGCAGUACAGCUGACGCAAGAUCAUAAACCGGAUAAUGAUGAGGAGCGAAAGCGAAUUGAAGCACUACCAAAAG
Perkinsus marinus ATCC 50983 is the source of this 430-nucleotide messenger RNA. Its product is annotated as protein phosphatase 2c, putative. Gene Ontology annotation, biological process: protein dephosphorylation. The record is from RefSeq and is a predicted model, not a curated record. The transcript has 4 exons. Lineage: Eukaryota; Perkinsozoa; Perkinsida; Perkinsidae. The annotation marks the transcript as partial. Gene Ontology annotation, molecular function: protein serine/threonine phosphatase activity.